UUACAAAGAACACCUACGAGCAGACCCAAAAUUCUCUUCUAAGUCAUUGGCCCAUCAACUUUAGGUGGACUUUAAAGCAAAGACAGCAGGUCAAAGCUUUGGAGAGCAAGAAGGCAUGCUUUAGGAAAAGUGAUGAAAUCUGAGGUUGAGCAGUAUGGUAAACUCAGGGAUUAUGCAGAAGGGUUGAAAAAAUUUAACCCCAACAGUAGUGUCUUUAUAGGAACUGACCAUCUAAUUUUUCAGAACAUGUAUGUAUGCAUCGAUGCAUGUAAGAGAGGCUUCUUAGCUGGUUGUAGGCCUUUAGUAGGAUUAGAUGGUUGUUUCCUUAAAGGUGGAUACAAAGCUCAACUCCUUGUAGUCGUGGGAAUUGAUCCAAAUGAUUGCAUAUUUCCCAUUGCAUAUGGAGUUGUAGAUGUUGAAAGCAAAGAAUCGUGGACCUGGUUUGUGAGGAAUUUGUCCAUCGACUUAAAUAUUGAGAAUUCAGGCUCUUGGACAUUUAUGAGCGAUAAAGAAAAGGGACUGAUUGCUGCUCUUGAUGAACUUAUGCCAAGUGCGGAGAAAAGAUUUUGUAUAAGACAUCUCUGGAAGAAUUUGUGUAAAACAACAACUAUAAAAGGUGGUCCGGAACUAAAGGAUUUGCUAUGGAAUGUAGCAAAGGCAACCUAUCCUGCAGGAGAAUGGCACUCAUGA
Salvia splendens (bonfire salvia) is the source of this 690-nucleotide messenger RNA. RefSeq lists its product as uncharacterized. The record is from RefSeq and is a predicted model, not a curated record. Lineage: Eukaryota; Viridiplantae; Streptophyta; Magnoliopsida; Lamiales; Lamiaceae. Bases 133 to 690 code for a protein of 185 amino acids. The transcript is spliced from 2 exons.